This is a messenger RNA of Colletotrichum truncatum, 2277 nucleotides long. RefSeq names its product polysaccharide deacetylase. Lineage: Eukaryota; Fungi; Ascomycota; Sordariomycetes; Glomerellales; Glomerellaceae. The record is from RefSeq and is a predicted model, not a curated record. Gene Ontology annotation, biological process: carbohydrate metabolic process. Gene Ontology annotation, molecular function: hydrolase activity, acting on carbon-nitrogen (but not peptide) bonds.
AUGUCGUUGACCAAGACACUCCUUCACCUUCUCGGUUUCACUGGUGCUGCCCAGGCGGCAUGUUCCAACAUGGUUAUCGAUGACUUUUCGAGAUCCACUCCUUCUGGCCUCAAUAAAUUUUCUUCCUGGGCCAGCGACGACACGUCCAUGUCAAAGAGUGCUGUCAGCGGCGGAAUACUCUCCUUCACACCAAAGACCGACAGCUCUUCAUACUUCUAUGAAACUCUCGGCUGCGUCAAUGCCGUCACCAAGGGCUACACCGCGGUCUCAAUGACCGUCAAGGGGCCCAAGGGUGCCUCCAUGAUGUUAGAGAUACAGACGAAGGCAUCCUGUGCAGAUGAGGCUUAUAAUAGCCAUUGGGUCCAGGUGACUGGGCUGACUGGCUCGACACAACAGCUCUCAAUAGCACUUUCCUCCUUCACAGGCGCCAACCUGGACGCCAUUUCAGCUUUCGUCUGGUCUACUUACUCCAGUUUCGACAAUUAUCAGUUUAGCAACAUCCAGUUCACAUGCGGAGAUGGGCCGAACCCUACUGUGUCAACUGCGUCAACUACCAAGACUACCACUGCCAGGGCGUCACCUACCUCGUCAAGCUGCAGCAAUCUCUUGAUUGACGAUUGGGCCUCGCAGUCACGAUUGACCUUCCUUUACUACAAUGCCAUGCUGCAGCCCAGCAGCGAUGAUGGAACUAUGAAAGAGAUCACUGUUUCGGACAACAGAGUCACUUUGAAGCCUAAUGGACAGGCCUCUUAUUUUUACAGCAAAACUUCUUGUACCAACGCCCAGGCCCAGGGCUACGGUGGCAUUUCUCUGCGUAUCAAGGCCCGCGCCGGUACUAGCUUUGGAGUUCAACUAGCAUCGUCACCAACCUGCGGUGAAGAUUCGAGCUUUGGCUACCAGACUACAAAGGAACUCGGGUGGACAUUCAAUGGCAAGGAGAAUUUGUACAGCAUCCCAUUUUCCAAGUUCUCGUCCAUUGAUAAGUCAAGAAUCACAUCGAUUCUGUUCCGCUCACUUUCUGCGGAUGUGACGUUUGGGCCAAUGGCUUUCUACUGCGGAAACACACCAUCCGAAUACCUCAUCAAGAAUCAACCGUCAGCCACCGUUCCCGUCACAACUGUCCCCGCCCCAGCUGGAACUGGUUCAGUCAAGGUUAUUGACAACUUCGCAAAGAAAGAAUCCAAUACGCUCGGAUACUGGCACGGCGGUGAUGUUGAUACGGCGCUCACCUGGGGCAAAAACAAGGUUACCAUCAAGGCACCAGAUGCCGACUUUUCUUUCUACACGCAACUCUCCGAUAAGUGCGCCGACAUGACCAGCUAUGACGGCUCCUAUCUUCAUAUUUCCUACAGUGGGAGUAAUAAGUUCUCAGUCGCUAUGCAGCAACAUAAUCAGCAGUGCGACGAGUCCAUCGCCCCAUUUCCUGAGACGUGGGACUCGCUAGAGGCCACACGCUAUGCAACUGGCAACGACAUUUACAUUCCCAUGUCACACUUCAAUAUUGUGCGCAAGCGUGCUAUUAGCCUAGCCUUCAAAGGUUUUUACACUAAAGAGGCUGUUACCUUGACCAAGAUCGAGAUCGUUCCAUCUGUGCCAGCUAAAACCUUUAUUCCGGAAAAGUUGCCAUCUGGUAAUCUCGUUUUUGCCUGCAAGCGGCCGAAUUCAAUCGCGUUUGCUAUCGACGAUGGCGAUCCAAAGUAUGCACAAGAGGUCAUGGAGGUCAUCAGGUCAGAGAACAUCAAGGUUACGUUUUUCACCGUCGGUGCGCCCCUACGCGAUCCCUCGACCAAUCUAAGUGCCAUCUACAAGGAAAUGAUGACCCAGGGCCACCAGAUGGCUCUUCACAGCUAUACGCAUCCCCGAAUGGAAGGUCUUCCUAAUGAUAAUGCUAUCUUCUGGGAGUACGAUGAGGACAUCAAAGCUGUGAAGGAUAUGUUUAACCUGAACACGAAGUACUUUCGGCCUCCAUUCGGCAAUGAGGGUGCCCGCAUGCGUCAACAACUAGUCAAGGCUACCGGCAAAAAGGAUUCAUACAUUGUCAAUUGGAACAUUGAUGUAGAAGAUUGGUUGUAUGCCCAGUCUAAAACACCCGAGAAACAGCUGGAGGCUUUUCAGCGCGACUUGGACAAAGGUGGUAGCCUGGUAGUGAUGCAUUACCUCUAUCCCAGUACCGUCUCUUAUCUGAGGACAUUCAUUCAAAAGGCGAAAGCAACAGGUAAACAGCUGAUGAGAGUUGAUCAGUGUAUGGAGGAUCCUGAUGCGCCACCCCUGUCCUAA